Molecule: messenger RNA, 605 nt
Organism: Betta splendens (Siamese fighting fish)
Lineage: Eukaryota; Metazoa; Chordata; Actinopteri; Anabantiformes; Osphronemidae
Product: NACHT, LRR and PYD domains-containing protein 12-like
Exons: 4
Coding region: 16-402 (128 amino acids)
Molecular function (GO): protein binding
Source: RefSeq, a predicted model, not a curated record
AAACCUUGAAUCUACAUGGUCUCAGAAGAUGAAGCCUCAUCCAGAUUGAUUUACUGCAGUUUGUCAGAGAUCAGCUGUGAUUCUCUGGUCUCAGCUCUGAAGUCCAACCCAUCAUAUCUGACACAACUGGACCUGAACUUCAACAACCUGCAGGAUUCAGGAGUGAAGCAUCUGUGUGGUUUUCUGGAGAGUCGUCACUGUCGACUGGAGACUCUGAGAUUGAUUGGCUGCAGUUUGUCAGAGAUCAGCUGUGAUUCUCUGGUCUCAGCUCUGAAGUCCAACCCGUCACAUCUGACACAACUGGACCUGAGUGACAACGACCUGCAGGAUUCAUCAGUGAAGCCUCUCUGUGACCUGGUGCAGAGUCCAGACUAUGGACUGCAGACUCUGAGCUGGAGAUGAUCCAGAUGUAGAAGCAGCAGCAGUGUGUGUGUGGAGGUUCUGACUGGUCCAUGUUACUGGGAGCAGAGCUUCAUCCACAACUGACUGACAGAGGAACCAGAACCAGUGGAGACGAGUCUCAGUGUGAACUGAUCUGAGACCAGCUGCUCUGUGUCCAGUCCACCAGGAUCAUGUGGGAAAAGUGUCUGGUGCAGUAGUUAGAU